Blepharisma stoltei is the source of this 222-nucleotide messenger RNA. The record is from the annotation of a GenBank genome assembly. NCBI's taxonomy places the organism in Eukaryota, Ciliophora, Heterotrichea, Heterotrichida, Blepharismidae.
AUGGCAAACCACAGAAGACCGGCUAAUACCCCAAAGAGGAAGACUCACCCCAGCCGACAAAAGAGAUGUGCUAAUGAAAGUUGUGAGGAAAAUGAUAAUAACAGGAAGGGUCAACCUAGAGCAACGAGGACUAUGGAAAUGGUACAUAAAGGCUAUUGAUUUUUACCCAUAUGCCCCGCAGCCUUCGAAUCUUCAAUUGAAUGCUACUGAAGCUUUGCAUAG